AUGGCGACGAGGGGUGUCAUGGUGGCGCUGCUGCUCGCGGCGGUGGCGGCGUCUUGCGCGCAUGCGCAGCUGCACGAGAAGUUCUACAGUGAGUCGUGCCCCAGCGUGGAGGAGGUCGUCCGGAAGGAGAUGGUCAGGGCGCUCUCCCUCGCGCCCAGCCUCGCCGCGCCGCUCCUCAGAAUGCACUUCCACGACUGCUUCGUCAGGGGGUGCGACGGCUCGGUUCUGCUGGACUCGGCGAACAAGACGGCGGAGAAAGACGCGCUGCCUAACCAGACGCUGCGCGGCUUCGACUUCGUGGAGAGGGUGAAGGCCGCCGUUGAGAAGGCCUGCCCCGACACAGUCUCCUGUGCAGACGUGCUCACGCUCAUUGCCAGGGACGCUGUAUGGCUGAGCAAGGGGCCAUUCUGGGAAGUUCCUUUGGGCCGGCGAGACGGCAGCGUGUCCAUCUCCAACGAGACAGACGCACUGCCCCCUCCCACCGCUAACAUCACCGUGCUCACCCAGCUCUUCGCCGCCAAAAACCUUGACAUCAAGGACCUCGUCGUCCUCUCAGCCGCACACACGAUCGGGACGUCUCACUGCUUCUCCUUCUCCGACCGUCUCUACAACUUCACCGGCAGGGUCAACCCCAGUGACAUCGACCCCACGCUGGAGCCUUUCUACAUGGCCAAGCUGAAGAGCAAGUGCGCCAGCCUCAACGACAACACAACGCUCGUGGAGAUGGACCCCGGGAGCUUCAAGACCUUCGACCUCGACUACUUCAAGCUCGUCAGCAAGCGGAGGGGCCUUUUCCACUCCGACGGCGCCCUCCUCACCGACGCCUUCACCCGCGCCUACAUCCUGCGCCAUGCCACCGGCGCAUUCAAGGACGAGUUCUUCGCCGACUUUGCCGUCUCCAUGGUAAAGAUGGGCAACACCGACGUGCUCACUGGAAGCCAGGGCGAGAUCAGGAAGAAGUGCUCCGUGGAGAACCAUUAGUUGGCCGUGGAAGUACCGGUUGGCAUACCAACUCUUUU
Lolium rigidum is the source of this 1019-nucleotide messenger RNA. Its product is annotated as peroxidase 1-like. The record is from RefSeq and is a predicted model, not a curated record. The coding region runs from base 1 to 981 and encodes 326 amino acids. Gene Ontology annotation, cellular component: plasmodesma; plant-type cell wall. Gene Ontology annotation, molecular function: heme binding; peroxidase activity. Lineage: Eukaryota; Viridiplantae; Streptophyta; Magnoliopsida; Poales; Poaceae. Gene Ontology annotation, biological process: response to oxidative stress; hydrogen peroxide catabolic process. The transcript is spliced from 4 exons.